GCACACCCUUUUCCCAUCUCUUGUUUUUCUGCUUAUUUUCCAUCAGUUUUUUUCUUCACACAACCAAAAAAAAAUUAAAAAAAAAUCAUGUCUUCAGGUUUGUAUAAUCACAACUAUUCUCCAGCAAGAGCUGUUUCUCCUCAGAUUAGAACUAACGGAGAUGCUGAUAGUCAGUACUUGUCUGAAUUAUUGGCGGAACAUCAGAAGCUUCAGCCGUUUACGCAAGUUCUUCCCGUAUGCACCAGACUCCUGAAUCAAGAAUUAAUGAGGGUUUCUAGUAUGUUACAAAACCAAGGGUAUAAUGAGCUUGAAAGAAUGCGACAUAGAAGCCCAAGCCCCAUGGCUUCUUCAGAUCUCAUGUCACAAAUUCCAGGUGGUUGGAAUGGUUUUCCACAGGAGAGGUUAAGUGGAAUGACAAUGGAUUGGCAAGGAACUCCAGCAAGCCCUAGUUCAUACACAGUGAAGCGAAUCUUGAGGUUGGAUAUUCCGGUUGAUACCUUCCCAAAUUUUAACUUUGUUGGCAGACUUUUGGGACCUCGAGGCAAUUCACUAAAACGUAUAGAGGCUACAACAGGGUGUCGUGUGUAUAUAAGAGGAAAAGGGUCAAUCAAAGAUCCUGAUAAGGAAGAGAAACUGAGGGGAAGACCUGGGUAUGAGCAUUUAAAUGAGCCACUUCACAUCUUGAUUGAGGCUGAUUUGCCACCGAGUGUUGUUGAUUUAAGGCUAAGGCAAGCUCAGGAAAUAAUCCAGGAGUUGCUAAAACCAGUGGAUGAAUCAGAAGAUUACAUCAAAAGACAACAAUUAAGAGAGCUAGCGAUGCUAAAUUCGAGUUUGAGAGAAGAGAGUCCUGGGCCAAGUGGAAGCAUGUCACCAUUCAAUACAAGUGGCAUGAAACGUGCAAAAACCGGACGUUAAUUGGGCCCCACCUUUCUAUUACAAUUUACAUACACACCUUCAUAUAUUGCAUGAUUUUUUGAAAAAAAAAAUUUGAAAUGUAUAGGCUGACAUGUGAGUUUUGAGUUUGUUAUUCGAUUUUAUAUUCAUUUUUUGAAAAAAAAGAAAAAUAGAACGAUAGAUAUAGAAUGGAGUGUAAAGCGUAGUAGAGUAAGGGAUGAUUUUUUUUCUUGUUUAUCGGGUGAUUUGAUUCUUUGGAUUUAUUCAUGUGUUAGCAC
Messenger RNA from Lactuca virosa, 1172 nucleotides. The record is from the annotation of a GenBank genome assembly. Lineage: Eukaryota; Viridiplantae; Streptophyta; Magnoliopsida; Asterales; Asteraceae.